Messenger RNA from Podarcis lilfordi (Lilford's wall lizard), 22576 nucleotides. The record is from the annotation of a GenBank genome assembly. NCBI's taxonomy places the organism in Eukaryota, Metazoa, Chordata, Lepidosauria, Squamata, Lacertidae.
GGGGAGGCGGCGACGCGCGGGCUGCGUCACGCCGGAGGCGCUGCUGCUGCUGCUGCUGCUGCUGGAGGAGGAGGAAGGAGCCGCUCGCCGCGCGCCCGUUAACCCGGCGCCGCUCCCUCGGCCGCGCGCUCCCCUCGCUCCCCACCAGCCCUUGGCGAGCGGCGACAGGCGAGAGACCCGACGUGCGGCUCCGCCAUUGCUGCCGGAGCUCAAGGCGAGGAGGCCAGGCGGAGAGCCGCGGGAACAUCCGCAAAGGCAGGAGGCGAGGUGAGGCGCAGAGCCGCGCUCCGGGGGCGAGGAGGGGCUGCAGCCGGGGGAGGGGCACGGCCCCCGGGGGUGGGCAGCCGCGGGCACCCCUUGGCAGUCCUUGUGUCUCGGAGAAGGAGGGCAGAGAGGACAAAGGGGCGGGCGGGCGGAUGGGGAGGAAGGAUGCAGGGAUGCAGGGAGAGAGGGAGGCAGGGACCCCGGGAGGGGCGCCGGGAUGGAGGCGGGCGGGCAGGCGGGGGCGGAGGGGCGAAGAGAAGAAAGGGAAGCCAGGGCUGGCGGGGGGGGGGGCACCCAGAGGGGCGAAACGGGUCUCAGCCCCAGACCUUGGAACUUGCAGAGCAGGCUCCGCGCAAGCGGCUCUCUCGCUGCGCACCGAAUUGCGGGGAAGGAAGGGGUCGAGUAGCGCACUCCCUCCUCCCCCCCCCAGCCCUCCAUGGAUGACAUGUUAGGAAAGUGGGGUUGGUCGUGCCCCCCAGGUGGCAAGUGGUCUCGUGUCGGGAGGGAGGCUGGCCAUUUUUUGGUGCAGAGCGUUCUUGUGACCCGUCCUUUGCGCUUCCGCACGUGUGCAUUUUCCAGGACUCCCUUUCGUCCAGGAAAAGAAAAUGGUGAAGCUGGGAAAUAAUUUUAGCGAGAAGAGCACAAAGCAGCCCCUCUUGGAGGAUGGAUUUGACACCAUCCCCUUGAUCACUCCCCUGGAUGUCAAUCAGCUACAGUUCCCACCUCCUGAUAAGGUACAGUCGGUUUUUGGUUUCCACCCCUGACAAUCGCACCCAGAUCUCAGGCAAACAACAAAAGAAUGUCUGUCACAGAGGCUUGCAAAGCAACACUGGGAAACCAGGUUUUUCGGUUUUGAGAAAUAUGUCGGAACCAACAAUUGUGUAGUUUAAAGGUUUUGCUUGAGAAUUAAAUCUAUUGCUACUUCCUGUGAACCUUUUAAAUUACAGUAUCAUAUGUCUGGUACAUCUGUUUCAAUCAUAUAAUAUCUCUGUGUCUUUUUACUCCAUUUUACAGCAUCUGAAUCACCAAAUCCCCCAUUGUUUAGCCAGUAACCUGCUGCCAACCUCAUCCCUAUGUGUUUGAAUAAUAAGUUCAUUCUGAAUAAUGAGGUUGUCCUCUUCUUUCCAGGGUUUGCAGUGCAGCUUAAGAAAUAUUUUUGAACAAAAAUACUCUCAGAUCUUCUCCAUUAGAUUUCCCUAGAGAACAACCCCAUGAGGCUCUUCCCCAUGAGGCUCGCCUGGGACUGAGAGGAAGGAGGCUUUCACAAGAAAUGCUUGUGCCUCUAAAGGACAUGUAAAACGUGGUUGUCAUGCAUGGAUUCAAUUACAGUACAUUACCAACAUCAUUAAGUGAUACUUUUCUAGGGACAGAAAGGGAUUCAUAGCUUAUGCUACAGAUUUGACCUGGUUUCAUGGUUAUUGCCUCUUCCCAGGGAAAAACCAUAGCAGAGAAUCCGCAGCACCCACACAAAAUUAUACUUCUUAGGACUGUGGGCUGGGGAACCCAGACAAUUACACUGGAAUAACCUCAGAUAAGUUUGGUGGCACUGGAUUUGUGGAAUUCCCUCCCCAGGUGUCUGGUGCUGAAGUAGUUGUAUUUCUUUGGUGCCAGGAAAAUACUUUCUUAUUCCCCCAGGCUUCUAAAUUUCAGUUGUUUUAACUGCUGCUUUUGUCUUUUUAUUACUGUACAAUAAUUUUUAUUAUUGUAUUCCAUAUUAUUUAUGAUAGUUGUUUGUUUUUUAAAAAAUGAAGUCCUAUGUGAACUAUCCUCCAAACAUGUUUGCAGGACGAUAUUUACAAAUUUAAAUAAAAAUAUCCAUUAGAGACAACCCAGAGCAGGUACUGGCCCUUUUUAACUAGCUUGUAAAGAUAAAUUGCAAGUAAUGCUUGGAAAAGGAAUCUGUGGAUAUACUUAGGGCCCUGGAAGCCUUGAAUAUCAGAUCUGAGAGCUGUGGUUGUUGCAACAUAGAACACACAAAGGCUUUGUUGCAGCUGCUCUACAUGCUUUUGUUCACAUCCCUGGGUGUGGCUUCUUGCCCACCAGAUACCCUCUUUGCACUCAGCCCAGCUCUUCAGUUGUUGCUCCUACAUAAUUUUGUUCUCCAAUAAAGAAUAUGACAAGGUUGUAUAUGGGAUAGGAGCAUAUCUUGACAUGUCCCCUGGAAAACGUUGUUGAGUUGGGCUAGCUAGUAAAGGCUUUUGGCUACUCUUUUUGGCUUUUGACGGGUGUUCCCCUUCCUUCUUCACCAGAAACUGCCAAAUAAUGUAAUCAGCAGUUGGGCAUCAAAUACAUCUGGAAACUGGGUUCCAGGCUGAUUUUUCAUCACCAUAUUGCUCUUAAUCAGAGUAGACCCGCUGAAAUUAAUAAACUUGACUAAGUUAAUUUCUUUAGGUCUGUUAGGAGUAAAAGUCGGUGACUACCACCCCUACUAUACUUGUCCAUAUAAUAAACAAGAACUCCUAAUGCCAGCUCUCUCCGGCAUAAUUUCCAUCCACUCUUCACCCUGGGAGCCACAAAAGAAGUGUUUAAACCAUAGGCUUCACAAUCCUUCCUUUCAUUGCAUAGACUAGUCCAGGGGUCAGCAACCUUUUCCAGCAGGGGGCCCGUCCACCGUCCCUCAGACCAUGUGUGGGGGCGGACUAUAUUUUUUGGGGGGAAAUGAACAAAUUUCUAUGCCCCACAAAUAACCCAGAGAUGCAUUUUAAAUAAAAGCACACAUUCUACUCAUGUAAAAACACCAGGCAGGCCCCACAAAUAACCCAGAGAUGCAUUUUAAAUAAAAAGACACAUUCUAUUCAUGUAAAAACUCGCUGAUUCCCGGACUGUCCGUGGGCCAGAUUGAGAAGGCGAUUGGGCCAGAUUCGGCCCACGGACCAUAGGUUGCCUACCCCUGGACUAGUUCCUACAGCUGAGUUGAAAAUGGGCCUUCCAGCUCCAGGUACUGGUUGUUGGUUGUCCCACCCAACACAACUUGAAUACGUGAUGCCUUCUACCACUUAACAGGGUAUCCUGAACCAAGGCCAUUGUUGAAAAUUCCCUCUCCACCGCGUGGCCCCCCCGAAAGCCGAUGGGUAGCUGCACACUGAGAAGGCUACAGUUUCAGCAGAAAUUGUGUGACUUGCUUUGGUCUCAUGGUAGCACGAGGGAUGCCCCUGUGUCCUGUCCCUCGACCCCCACUGCUCUGUCUCUCCCUUUUCCAAAACAGCCAUUUUGCCACUUGCAGCUACCCCAAGAACCAUUUUGGUUAAAAGUAGCUGCGGACAUGGAUGUUGCCUCCUCUGCCUUAUGGUGACCAAGUAGCGAUGCUGGGAGCAUGUGCAUCCCAAGCGUAUGUGCAGGCAGACAUAGAUAGCUUGAGUGGGGAACCCCCUGUAGAAGCCCAUUGAUAAUGAUCGGGGUCAAACUGCCCAUGGCACUCAGUUGUCUAUUAGCACUGGCAGGAGCAAAAGGUUUCUUCCUAAGGCUAAUGGGGGAUUUUUGGUUAGAGUUGUGAUGGGGGAAGAAUGAACACUUCCCCUCCUUGUGCAUUGUGGUCCUUAUGAAAAUGGCCUCUUCCAGCUUGCUACUAUUUAAAAACAAAACCUGGAAUACUGGCUCAUAACACAUUCACCUUUGAAGUUGGCUUAGUUCUCAGGCGUGCAAUUUCCGCUCAUUCCAAAGCUUGAGGAAACCCAGUCUUGGCUGGCUCCCUGAGAUAUCACAAGGCCACGCCCCUCUCUGGGCCAGGAUUUUCAUAUGGUUUUGCUUAGGUGGUUUUUAAAUAAGCAACUAGUGCAAAAAAGGACAUUCCGUUUAAUGAAUGUACAUAGUGUGUGUUUUUGAAAAAUAGAAUAAAGGGAGUCAGCUUGAGGUAUGGAAGGGGUGGAGAAAGACAAUAGGCUAGGACAAUAGACUUUCAUCAUUCAAUUGGCAAUUCUGUCAACUGCAUUCUGAAUGCAGGAAGAAGCUGGGCUCAUUCUUCUCCUGGGAUACUGUAUAUUGCGACUCCCUUUUUGCAUCUACUUGUACCUAAUUCCUUCUAGAUGGUGGAUGCUGAACCUGUGGUCCUCCAGAUAACCCUUUAAUUCCCUUCAACCAUUUAACUGUUUCCACAGUUAAGGGCUUAACCAGAGGCUGAAAGCAAGUAUGCCUGGCACAACUGAAGUUGAUUAGUAUUUUCCCCUAGCAAACCUGUUUCCUCCCAAAAUCAGACUUUUUGUGAUGAGGAAAAAGUGGGUUCACAGUUGCUUCAUGCAACAUCAUGCAACCUCCCUGCAAACAGAUCACAUUGAUUGCUCAGUAAAUCGUUGGAGUCAGUCUACUUCUCUGGAAACAUUGCACAAAUAAUCAGGUAGCCAACAGUCCUGAGCUAGAUGUACUAGUGAUCUGAGUCUGCUUAAGGCUUCUUCUUUACUUCCUGAAAGUGAGCAGUGACCAAUGGCUAAAAAGCAAUUUCUGUCCCAAACCAGGUCAGAAUUGAAAUCAAAAUGUUAUCCAGGAAUGCCAGUAGACGAACAGGCACCACCUUGCCUGUAAAAGGCACUGAAUACCUUGAGCAUCUUGACAAGAAAGGAAGGUUUGCCACUGGUUGCUAUUUUUAAAAAAUAACAGGACUUGGGAAGGAUUUCUUCAAGAGGGGUCUUGCAUCUGCCCCAUUUUGAAGAUGUCCCUCAUGCAAUUCCAUUAACACACUCUUGCAGAGGUAAGAACAUGGGCUUCAGCAUGAUUUCUUGGCCCAAUUUCAGAGCGGUGAAAAGAAGGGGGAAAUGGCAGGAGGGGUGGCAGAAAGAGAGAGAGAAAGGGGGGGGAUGAGAAGGAGAGACAGGAGAGGGAAAGAAACAGCAUCAAGGGAGGGAGGGAGAAAUGGCAGGUAGCCCCUCCCACCUUGCUUCCAGCCGCUAGAGCAUAGUCCUUGACAGAAGAAAAGCUUGCUCGCCUCUGCAUUAUAUAGUGCUGUUUGCUAGUGAUGUGAUUUUAAAAAGGAGGCUUUUCAAGGUUUAAUUUUAUGGGGGAAUUCUACCUAGGAAAAGAGCAUGGUGUAGCAACAGGUUUCCUCAGUCAUGAGGCAUUUUGAAGUUUUACUAUUGAAAUUAGUGGACUUAACAGUUCAGUAAAACUUGCUUGAAUGCCACCCUAUGUCUUUCUCUGCUAUGGUAUCAGAUCAUCAAAUUCUGCCCAAUGCAGUGAGUUUGGAAAGGGCAAUAAUAGUACACUUGGUGUUUAUAUAGUCUUUCCUGUAAAGUGGUUGGAGCCCAGGGUUGCCUGAGCAGACUUCUGCUUGUGUCACAGGACUUCCACUUGUGGUCCCUCCAUAGGGACCUCCAGAGCACAUUUUGAGGCACGCAGGGGGCUGCAGAGGGGAGGGGAGAAAGGCGAAGGCCUGCUGGGGAUGUUUUGCUCACCAAAGAAUGGCACUGUGUACAACCCAUUAUUUCAAGGGACCUUUAAGAAAAGGCUUAACGAAAGGUGGGUCAGUGCUAUUGAGCUGCCCAGUUUAUAGCUUAACCUCUUAGUCAUGAUGCACAGGAGCUUUUCAUAGACCCCGAAUCUGUCCAGCUUUCUGAUUCUAGAAAACAGCACCAUUUUUAAAGGUAUUCUGCAAGGAUUUAAGUCAGGGCUUGCCAACCUUUUGUGGCACAUCUGGAGAAGCUGUCAUGGGCAGCACACACACAACCCCUAAUGUCUCACAGACUAUUAUAUUGGCUACAACAGAAUGCUUCUUUCAAGCAUGAUUUUUUUGGGGGCGGGGGAAGGAAACCUGUGGGUGCCAUGGAAUGAUGCUGUGGGCACAUGUGCCAUGUUGGCCACCCCCAAUUUAAGCCACCCAGCAUUUAAGGAAGAUUUAUAACCUUAAGCACAAUGAGGUGAACGUGAACACCACUGGAAUUGCAGGUGUCUGCUCAGAAGUAAGCCCCGUUGGUGCAAGCCCCAUUGAAAACAGAGUAAGGAUGUUUAGAGUUGCAGCCUAAGGAUGUUUAUACACUGGGGUAAAACACAAGCUUCCUUUUGCACGGCAAUACCUAACUUAGAGACCUGAAUGUUAGCCUAAUAUGACACCAAGGUAAGGGAAGACCUGAUGUCAAAUUAAUGAUAAAAAAGCAUCAUCACAGGAAAUGAGGUGGUUGUUACGCAUCUGCUUCCAUAAAUAAUCUCCGUUCAUAAUUUCCCAGUACAGUGGCAGAAGAAAGCACAUGUUAUGCAGCUGCUUAAAAAGUGGUGGGGAAAUCCUUGAGACAUCAAAAACAUUAAGGGUGACCUUUUCCAAUAAAGAUCUUCAUUCAGCAAAUGAGGCCUUGCCAUGAUACUUCGCAACCUGGCUUUUAGGAAGUACAGUAACCCAAACCUGGCUUUUAAAGGAAGUGUUUGAAUUAAUUUAAAUUGCUGCUGCGUUCAGCUAUUGUGAUUUGCUUUAUGUUGGCUCUUGUUUUUAGUAAGUUACUCUUUUUAUUACCUUGAGGGUUGUUGAGAGAAAGCUGGCACAUAAAUAUUAUCAUCACCCAUGGAUACGUUUCCUGCACAAGCAAACCCCACUUGAAACAGACAGGAACUGUUUCACAGGAGAACUUUCUGGUAGAUUAUGCUCAUAAUGUUCAUGUCACUGAGGACGGAAUUGCAUGUAAUGAGUUGAAUCACGAUUUGAACAUCUUUCCCCCGAUGCCUCUGACAUGUGAGCAGAUGAGCUGCAGAACUGGAUUCAUCAGGUUUGUUUUGUGGCACUUGCCUUCACUGCAAAUUUAAUGAGUAAGUCAUGCACAAAGGGAGAGACGGCUGCAUUGUUAUAUGUUUGAGAGUUUGGCUGCACCAAUCAAGCUGGUAAUUGGUCUCCUGUUGAUGUUCCUUGCAAAGGUGGUGGUCAAGACAAAAACAGAAUAUGAACCUGACCGCAAGAAAGGAAAAUUCCGUACUCCUAAAAUAGCUGAGUUCACAGUCAGUAUCACUGAAGGUGUCUCAGAACGGUUUAAGGUAAGUCAUAUCAUAACUUUAUUUCUGGCAUAAAGAAACAGAUGCUUGACUUAUUCUCUUGUAUUUAGAACCUAUCAUCUCGCUCACUUGGGCCUUGCAGGUGGCCAAACAAAAAACAACAACCCACAACUAUUGUUGCAUAAAUGGGAGAAGUUUGAAGUGAGGAAUUAAAAUCUUUAGUUCUUUGGUGGAAGAAUCAUAGUGGAACCUUUGCCAGAAUAUUGUCUUUUUGGUCCUCUUGAAGACAUUCCUCUUUCAGCAAGCCUUCUAGGUGGAGACUUUUAUCCCAUCUGGUAUUGGAUGAAUUUGAAUAGAUUUAUAGAAGUGUUGCUGUUUUUGAAAGAAAAAUGUUAAUUGUGUUUAUAUAUGCUAGAGUUUUAGCUGUUUUAUAUAUGCAGUUGUUCUGUGUAUGUUUUUAUUUCAUUGUAAAUUGUGCUUGGGAAGCCUCAUGAGAAGCGAUUCAUCAAUGAAAUUAUAUUAUUAUUAUUAUUAUUUAUUAGACCGAGAUUGCUCUAAGAAAGCCCCACAGACCUGUAUGCAAAACCUUAGGGCUCAGAGCAACAGGAUAGUCUCUUGCAUGUGCCUCAUUUAAAUUAAUGGGAAUUGUGUGUUUAAAUAUGGCAUGUGCAGGAUAAUUCCCUAUUGGAUUAUGUCUGUUUAUCUACAGGUUGUUAUUUAUUUAGCAUAAAGGGAUAGCUCCCUGAACCUCUGCUCCUUCAUUUCCAUGUUAACUUUAAUUUCCUUAAAUGCCCCUCCUCCUUAUUCCUUUGUUCUUAGGGUCUGCACUGAUCAGUAGACUGUCUCAGAAAUUUUAUGUUUGAACUCAUGAAUUUGCUGGUUUUUAUCAUCCAUUUGAUGGUGCAUGAAAAAUGUUGUUCUCUAAUAGUGUAAACUUGCAAGUACUAUAGGCCACCAGAGCAGUAGCGAAGGAUAAAUCCUGUCCAGGUUGGAAAUUGUUGGAGGGCUGAUUGAAAGGCUGGCCAAAAAUCAGUUUGCUUUUUCUUUUAAAGAUUGGAUGUUCUUGGUUAGCAGAGAAACAAAAGAUUAGCUUUUGUUGGAAGGUGAGGAUGGAUUAGGGCUGUUUCUGAAUGUUGCUAUCCUUGGCAAGCAUCUUGAGGCAGCCCUUAUUCUGUACCAGUGGCGUGAAAUCCCUCCCACUGGAUGUAAUGGGUGAGAAGACUUGGCCUUUCUAGUGCCUACAAUUUCUGUACUACAUUUUUUUUGGACUUUGCAUAACAGAGGAGCAUAAACCAACAUGGGACAGAACAUCAAAAACCCAUUAAAAGUUCCUGGGAAAGUGUGGCUGUCUCGGGAAGAAGGUGUAGCUUUGCUAACCCAAUUGUCACCAGGUUAGACAAUAAAUAUGAUUUAAAAGUACAGUGGUACCUCGGGUUACAGAUGCUUCAGGUUACAGACUCGGCUAGACCAGAAAUAUUACCUCGGGCUAAGAACUUUGCUUCAGGAUGAGAACAGAAAUCGUGCAGCGGCGGCGCAGUGGCAGCAGGAGGCCCCAUUAACUAAAGUGGUGCUUCAGGUUAAGAACAGUUUCAGGUUAAAAAUGGACCUCCGGAACAAAUUAAGUACUUAACCCGAGGUACCACUGUACUGAGUCAUUGGCACGUGCUUGGAAUUUAGAGGAUCAAAAAAAGAGAGAGAGAUUAAUCUUCUCAUAGUUCAGAUUACCUAAGACAAAGAUAGCAGAUAGACAGGUGAGCUUCUUGGUAGGAAGGAAGCAAAGCAAAAUUGUAACACUAAAAGUAUACACAUAAUGGAUAGCAUUGUGCUGUGACACAAUUCAUAUCUGAUACCCAGUCAAUGCCUAUAAAAUUUGUGCAACUCCAUUCAGAAAGCAAAAGGCCUGAGGAAGGCAUAGUUACAAAAACAGCUAAGAUUGGUGGUGAAAGCAACCAUGUAUAGCUAUAGAAUUGCAGAACUGCAGAGCUGGAAGAGACCCCAAGGAUCAUCCAGGCAUGUCCAACAGGUAGAUCACUGGACGUCUGUGGUAGAUCACUGGUAGAUCAUUGACUCCCCCCAAAGAAGCUGAACAACUGUGGCUCCCCUCCUCCCUGAAAAAACUCAACAUCUUUGACCCGAACCCCCAAAAAGGGGGUAGAUCACUGCCAGUUUUUAACUCUGUGAGUAGAUCGCAGUCUCUUGGGAGUUGGCCACCCCUGAUCUAGUCCAACCCUGUGGCGAUCACACAGGGCCCCCGGACGUUUCACGGACUAUUGACCCUGUGCCACCACUGCGGUUGCUUUCUUCGCUGCCGCCACCCCGCUUCUCACGGGGACACACGGAGUCCAGACAGUUGCUAACACAAACAAAUAAUCAAGUUUAUUUUUACGUGCAGGAAUAAGUGUAUGGUUUCAGUUUAUUUUUCUCUUGUCAGUUUCUUAAAUCUUAGUUCCUACAACUUCAAACUGAAUUAUUCUCAACUAUCUGUCUAACUCCCUAUCAAUUCCUCUCACUCUCUCACAAUACAACUCUACCAACCCACACCUAAGCCUCUCUCUUCCUUCUCCAACACCCAAACCUCAACCCCCAACUGACAAACCUCAACCCCCAACUCCCAAACCUCAACUGACUUUUCAAAACCUCCCACUCUAUCUUUUACUCCCCCCUUGCAUUCUCACUGGCCAAUCACACCCAUUUUAACCCUUUCCUUGACCCAUCCUAGGAGGCAAACGCCACAUUCCCCCUGCUAUGCAGGAAUAUGCAGCUGUCCCGUAUGGGGAUUGAACCUUCGACUUUGGUGUUAUCAGCACCAUGUUCUAACCAACUGAGCUACAGAUACUGGCCAAAGGUUUGAGGCAAGGUUAUUUCUUAAGAGUUUCUUCCCAAACAAAUAGCUGAAGCUGGUGGCAAUGAUGACAUGCUGCACUGCAGGAGUUUUCAACUGGUAGAAAACGUUAGUUUUAUUAUUAUCCAUUUGUCAGGUUAUCAUUGGACUAGAAAAUAAACUAAGCUGCAAGGAGGAGAUGGGAAUCUUCCACUUCCAUUUUGAUUAACUUCAGCUUGCUGUGUCAUCCCAACUCAAAUACAGUUAAUAUAGUUAAUCUUAACUAACAUCUUAACUAUAAUCUUAACUAUAAUUUAUUGAAGUGUCAGUAAACCAUAAUUAAGACUGAUCGUUUUUUUGUCUGGGUUCAGACCUGUAGUUGGUCAAAAAUGAAUGUGCCAAUGACUGUGCAUGACACUGAGCCUUGUUUAACAUCAGUGGUUCUGUAGCGCGCCAUACAUAUCACUAAUAUGUCCAUAUGGAUGGAACAUGAAAAACCCGUUGUCACUUAGAUAUUACUUUAUGGUUAUCACACUGGGAUUACCUUCAUGGUAUUAGAUUGUUGGGUUUGGCUGCUAAGUAACGGAUGCAUUGGAGAGAGUUUGCUGUAGGAUUUUGCUCCCCUAGAGAAUUGCAGGAUUUAUCUUGAUGCUGAAAAGGAAAAGGGAGGAGAGGAAAUCCGUACUUUAUCCAAUUAUAUGUAUCCUUUUUCAUUCUAAAGCUUUGAAAUCACAACAAUCUGUAAGUUUCAGUUACACUGCUUGUAGCAUUUGAAGGUGGCCAAUUCUCACUCAUGUUUGCUUCCUGUGGCGGGGGGGGGGGGGGGCUCCCUGAGCAUUUUGAUCUCCUCUCUCCUACCCUUGCAAGUUGUUCUGGGGGUUUUCCUGACCCCCACAAUGCAAUCUGAGCUUCAGUUUACUGUUCUCCAUCCAGUCCAUUAGUGUCUGGUUUAGGACUCCUACCACACAGAACACAGUGACUUCUGCAUCAUUGCAUGAAGAUCUUUGCAUGAGGGUCCCAGUGGCAGAAAGCACCCAGAGAGGUGUCUGUUAGCAAGGCCUUCAAGAGACAAGCAAGCAGUCUGCAACCUGGUUCAUAGGCUACUGCAGCGAAGUGCCCAUUGCUUUCUGAGAUUCCAAGCCACUCCAAGAGGACUGGGCAAAUGGUGUGGCUUCAUCUCAGAACUCCACUGCCCUCCUCUGUGUAGCAGGAAGGAAGCACACAGCCCUGCGCAUGAGUUCCUGGAGGAAUGAAUUUCAGGGGAAAGGCUUCCAUGCCUUUUGGGAGUUCUUCAAAAAUUAAAAUACAUUACAUUUACCUUAAUCAAAAGACAUCACUCUUUUCUAGUCAAGCAUCUCUGGGAAUCUAAUCUGCUUGUACAGUUCUGGAUGUUCUGCCCAAUUUGAAUGGUUGGAAUAUUGUUGCUCUUGUUGUUUCCUAUGGUAAUGGCAGUUUGAAGGAACCCUCAGUACAGAAACACAGUACAUUUCUGGCACCCAUUAGCCAAGUAUAAAUCCCCAUCCUCCCAAUGCAAGAAUUCAUUUUUAUUUUAUUUUUAAAUUCUUUUUAUUAAUUUCAAUUCAUUAUACAACACCAAACAUUAACAUAACAAAAAGACAAACAGAAAAAAACGAAAAUUAAAUGAAAGAGAUUACAUAACAUAAAACAUCAACAAAUUAAUUUUAAAAUAACUAAAUAACUAAAUAACACAACAAUAAUUGACUUCCCUUCAACUCGGUUUCGGAAUAUGUUACAAAAGGUUUUCUAUCUGCAGUUUCAUUUUCUUAAAUCUCUUUACAUCGCAGGCGUUAUAUCGAGCCUACUGUGAUUUUUAAAUUUUUUACCUCUGUUUCAAUAUAUGUCAUAAAUUUAUUCCAUUCAUUAUUAAACUUUGUACCUUUUUGGUUUCUUAUUUUCUGUGUCAUUUUUGCCAAUUCUAUAUAUUCAAAUAAUUUAGAUUGCCAAUCAUUUAUGGUUGGGAUUUUUGAGGUCUUCCAGUUUUGGGCUAUUAAUGUUCUAGCAGCCACCGUUGCGUAUUGGAAAAGUGUUUGAUCUUCCUUUUUAAUUUCUUCUCCGAUUAUCCCCAGAAGGAAGGCCUCGGGUUUUUUUGUGAAGGUAUAUUUAAAUAUGUUUUUUAGUUCAUUCUAAAUACUUUCCCAAAACUUUUUAAUUACCUCACAGGACCACCACAUGUGAUAAAAAUUGCCUUCCUUAAUCUUACAUUUCCAGCAUGAUUUGUCUCCGGUUUUGUACAUUUUUUCUAAUUUUACAGGUGUGAUGUACCACCUGUACAUCAUUUUUUCCAUGUUCUCUCUGAGUGAUGUACAAGCUGAGAAUUUCAUGCCUUUAUUCCAAAGUUUUUUCCACUUAUCAAACUCUAUGUUGUAUCCAAAGUCCAUCGCCCAUUUCACCAUUACCUCCUUUAUUUCCUCACCUUUGGUGUCCCAUUCUAGCAGCUGGCUGUACAUUUUUGAUAAGAGUUUUGAUUUGCUUUCCAAAAUUUCUACCUGGAAUCUAGAUUUUUUUUCAUCCCAAACUUUUUGUCUUCCGUCCACAAAGCGUUGAUUUGAUGAAAUUGGAUCCAGCCUGUUAGUUUAUUCUUUAUCUCUUCAUAUGACCUUAUCUUCCAUCCAUUUUCUGUUUUUACUAACAGAUCUUCAUAUGUCCAUCUUUCUCCUUCAGUAUUUAUUCUUUUAACUGUUAAAAUGUCAAUUGGUGAUAACCACCAAGGGGUAUUUCUUUCCAGUAGUUUUUUGUUUCUUUCCCAUACUUCUAAUAGUGGCCCUCUAAUAAUAUGAUUAGAAAAACCCUUGUGGACCUUUUUUUUAUUACGCCACAAAUAUGCGUGCCAACCGAAUCUUAUAUUGAAACCUUCUAAAUCUAACAGGUCUAUGUUUUUUAUGACAAUCCACUCUUUAACCCAGCAAAGGCACAAGGCUUCAUAAUAUAGCUUCGAAUUUGGUACCGCAAAUCCUCCCCAAUCUCUUUGAUCCGUUAGUAAUUUAAAUCUAAUUCUUGGCCUUUUUCCUUGCCAAAUGAAUUUAGAGAGUACUUUCUGCCAUUCUUUAAAUACUGAGGUUCCCCUAAUUAUCAGUAUAUUUUGAAAUAAGAACAGCAAUUUCGGCAAUAGAUUCAUCUUAAUUGCCGCCAUCCUGCCCGACCAAGAGAGUUUUAUUCUGUUCCAAGUAUCCAAGUCCUUCUUUAUUUCUUUCCAGGUGUUUGUGUAGUUGUCUUCCAUUAGAUUUAUGUUCUUCAUGGUUAGCCAAAUUCCCAGGUAUUUUACUUUUUUAGUUGCUUUGAUACCAGUCUGUAAUUCAAGGUGAUUUUUUAACUCUUCUUUCAUAUUUUUGGUCAUCAUUUUAGUUUUUGUUCUGUUUAAUUUGAAGCCUGAUAACUUUCCAAAUUCUUCAAGCAGAUCUAACACUUUACUAACACUUUUUUGUGGGUCCUCUAAUGACAACAUCAAAUCAUCAGCAUAUGCUUUCAAUUUAUAUUCUUUUACACCAAUUUUUAUUCCACGUAUCUCUGGAGUUUUCCUUAUCUUAUUUGCAAUAAUUUCCAAUACCAUGAUAAACAAAAGAGGUGAUAGAGGGCACCCCUGUCUUGUACCCUUUGAGAUUUCAAAAGAAUCCGUCAAAUUAUUAUUAAUGAUUAAUUUAGCUCUUUGGUUCGAGUAUAUUGCUUUUAUUCCUUCCAGGAAUGUGCCUGCAGUUUCCAUACAUUUUAUUAAGAAUUUCCAGGAUACAUUAUCAAACGCCUUUUCGGCAUCAAUAAACAUUAAUACCGCAGGAAUUUCAUUUUUACACUCCAAGUAUUUGGUAAUGUUUAUUACAUGUCGUAUGUUAUCCUUUAGUUGCCUAUUAGGUAGAAAUCCGACUUGGUCCUUGUGUAUAAAGUUGACUAAACACUUUUUAAACCGGUUCGCCAUUACCUCUGCAAAGAUUUUAUAAUCAUUAUUUAAUAAUGAAAUUGGUCUAUAAUUUUUAAUGUUAAGCUUGUCCGAAUCUGGUUUGGGUAUUAAUGUAAUAUAUGCUUCUUUCCAGGAAUCUGGUAUUCUUCCUCCUCUUAGAGUCUCAUUCAUUACUUCACAAAGCACCGGAGUUAGGAGUUCUUCUAGGACUUUGUAAUACUUGGCUGACAAGCCAUCAGGCCCCAGGGCUUUUCCUAAUUUCAUCUUUUUUAUCGCUUCUUGAAUUUCCUCCAUUUUUAUUGGUUUAUUGGUUUAUUUAAUUGACUUUUUUCCUCCUCCGAUAGGCCUUUAACUCUGUUGUCUUCUAAAUACCUUCCUAUUUCUGUUACAUCAUCUUCUCUUUUAUAUAGUUUUUCAUGAAAGUUAAGGAAGCCCUUUUUUAUUUCAUUAGGGUCCUCCAAGAGUUGUUCUUCUAUUUUUGUUACGUUUUCUAUUACGUUUUGUUUUCUCCUUUUUCUUAGUUGCCACGCUAGAAAUUUCCCAGUUUUAUUCGCUGACUCGAAAUAUUUUUGUUUCAUUGAUUUAAUUCCCCAUUCCACUUCUUGAUUUAUUAAAAUUGAAUAUUGUCUUUGUAAUAUCUUGUGUAGUUGUUUAUUUUUUUAUUCAUUUGGUUUCAGUAUUAAAUUCUUUUCGCAUUCUCUUAGUUGGGUAAGUAUCUCUCCUUUUUUUUGUUCUCUCAUCUUUUUCUUAUAACUGUUUUGUUGGAUCAAGAAACCUCUUAAAACUGCCUUGCUGGCAUCCCAAACUAUCUCCAUAUUUAUUUCUUUACUAAUGUUUAAAUCAAAAUAUUCUUUCAAGAUGGAUUUAGCUUUUCCAAUCACCUCCUCAUUUUCAAAUAGAUAAUUGUUCAUUCUCCAUCUGUACAUUCCCUGAGUUCCACAUUUUAGCUGUAACACUAUUGAGCUAUGAUCAGAUAGGGUUAUGGGUUGUAUCUCACAUUUCAUCACUCUUAUUGUUAAUUCUCUUGAGAUCCAUAUCUGAUCUAGCCUACUCCGACUCUGGUGUGGCUCUGAGAAAUGAGUGAAUUGUUUCAUCGUUGGAUUUUUAUGUCUCCAUAUGUCUACUAAAUCUAAAUUUUCCUCCAGGUCGUAAAAUGAUCUUGGUAAUUUCCCUUGUUUUAAAUUCUUUCUUUUCACACUUCUGUCUAGUUCUGGUACUGGCACACCAUUUAAAUCUCCAAGUAGAAUCAAUUUAUUAUUCUCUAGAUCUAAUAAUAUUUGUUCAAAUUUCUUAAAAAAGUCCCAAUGCAAGAAUUCAGAUGACCAAAAGAAGGAGGGGAUCUUUUUGGCAUUGUGACUGCUUGAGCUUCUGAUGGACAAACUGCUCAUUGCUUCACUUCUCCCGCCUUUCAGUGGAAUAUAGACAGGACUGAGUCUGAAUCUAAAAGGACACUCUGUAUGUUCACGACAUUUUCUUAUGAAAGAGUGAUCAAAAACAGAGUAGAGCCCUUAUCACCAGAAGCAAAGAUAAGUCACAUCUUGGAUAAUCCUCUCCAGGGUAAAUCAAGGCAAAUGGAACACAGGUGACUUGUCAAUAAAAUGAGCAAUUUCAGCUCUAUUAGCGUGGCAGUCACUGUGUGGUUUAUAGACUUAGGUCCAUAAGGGAUUCUGUUUCUGUGUUGUUGGGGAGCAGAUGAAAUCUGGAAGACACCAUCCUUCCAGCAAGGGUUAUCUAUUUAAAUACAGUGGUACCUCGGUUUAUGAAUUUAAUCCGCUCCAGAAGUCCGUUCUUUUUUUUUUUUUUAAAUGAUAUUUAUUAAAGUUUCCGAUAAAAAAGGACACAUCAGUAAAAAAGAAUUAAAAGUAAAAAGAAAAAUACACAAUACAAAAAUACACAAUACAAAAUACAAAAAAAAACAACAAAAGAAAAAACAGUUAAAAACAAUACCACCUUUUCAUCACCACUUUUGAAUUUACUUAUUUUCUGGACCUCCUCAUACCUCCCUCUUUUGUAUUCCAGUUCAAUUUGUUUGUCCAGCAAUUUCUUUCCCUCUUUUUUAAUCCCAAUCCUUAAUCUUAAUAUGGUAUAACAUUAAAUUCUUAUCUAUUAAUAGCCAGUUUUCCGUUCUUUUAACCUUUUUAUGCCUUAUCCUUAAUCUUAGUCUAUAUAUAACUUUAACGCCUGUGCAGCUAGAAACCACUUAAUUUCAAUCCAUCAUCACUCUAACAUUCUUUAAUUUUGCAAUAUUUCUGUAGAUAAUCUUUAAAUUUCUUCCAAUCUUCUUCCACCGACUCUUCUCCCUGGUCACGGAUUCUACCAGUCAUUUCCACCAGUUCCAUAUAGUCCAUCAGUUUCAUCUGCCAUUCCUCCAGUGUGGGUAGCUCUUGGGUCUUCCAAUACUUUGCGAUGAGUAUUCUUGCUGCUGUUGUUGCGUACAUAAAGAAAGUUCUAUCCUUUUUUAACACCGAUUGGCCGACUAUGCCCAGGAGAAAGGCCUCUGGUUUCUUCAAGAAGGUAUAUUUGAAUACCUUUUUAAUUCAUUAUAUAUCAUUUCCCAGAAAGCCUUAAUCUUUGGGCACGUCCACCAAAGGUGAAAAAAAUGUACCUUCAGUUUCUUUACAUUUCCAACAUUUAUUAUCGGGCACAUGGUAGAUUUUUGCAAGCUUGACUGGGGUUAUGUACCACCUGUAUAUCAUUUUCAUAAUAUUCUCUCUUAAGGCAUUACAUGCCGUAAAUUUCAUACCUGUGGUCCAUAACUGCUCCCAGUCAGCGAACAUAAUGUUGUGUCCAACGUCUUGUGCCCAUUUAAUCAUAACAGAUUUCACCGUUUAAUCCUGAGUGCAGAAGUCCGUUCUUAAACCGAAACUGUUCUUAAACCGAGGUACCACUGUAGGCAGUAAAGAACCUGUCCCACCAGACACUGCCUAUCAGGAGCAAACUCUCUGCUGAAGGGUAGAGCUUUCCAUCUUUAGAAGAACAGGGAAGAAGUACUUGAACUCAAGUUGGUUUUUCAUUGGGGUUGAAUGAAGCCAGAAACAUAAAGAGCAGCCUUUGAACAGGUACUGGCAUUCAGAGUUUGGUGUGAAACAUUUUACCAGAACAAUUGCAGUGAGCAAGCUAAAAAUAGGCUUAAGAAGCAGACUGUAUAGCCAUAAUACAUAUCAUUUGACUCUUGGUUAGCAAAGAGGAAAGACGCUCUCUUGUGCUGCUAGAAUUGACUUAAUAAAACCUGCUUUGAAGUAGAUGCUGUGCUUUUCCUAAGUUCAGUUGACACACCAAGCCCACGCUCCAAUUUAUGAGGUGGAAAUAGCGGCACAAGCCUGCAGGGAUGGGGAACCUGUGGCCCUUCAGAUGUUGUUGGGACCCCCAAGUCCCAUCAGCUGUAGCAAGCAUGGUCAAUGGUCAGGGAUGAGCCGAGUUGUAGUUCAAGCAUCUGGAGGCCCCAGGUUUCCCAUCUCUGAUCUAAAGAAAUGUGUGGUGUUGGUGCAGAGACAAAUUUUACAGAAUCUUCGCCCUUUCUUUUGUGGGGGAAGAAUAACAGGAAUUGGGCAACAGCAUGAAUGGACUCGUAUGUCACAGUAAUUUAGGUGCACAGUAUAUACCUGCUCCUUCACGGCAUGAAUUGGAGCUCUGGUAGGUUUCAGAACUUUCCAUCAUUUUCUGGAGUGGUUUUUUUGUGGGGGUGAACAGUGUGCAAUAAACAGAAAACUGUCUUGCUAAGUAUGUUGAUAAUAUAUUGUCUGUUUGCAGGUAACUGUUUUGGUCCUUUUUGCCCUUGCAUUCCUGACGUGUGUUGUAUUUCUGGUAGUCUACAAGGUUUACAAAUAUGACCAUACCUGUCCAGAAGGCUUCAUUUUCAAGGUAAUACAUAGUUUUCUAAAACCAGCAACAACAGAACACAGUGAUUCCGAUGUAUUGAUCAUCUGUAUUGUUUUAGGGGCAUAAUAAUGAAAACUAAAGGAAUGGUUCAAAUAGGUUGGGGUUUAGCUCAGGUUAAAAACUAAAGGCGGCCUGAGGACUUGCAAAAUUAUGAGAGGCAGGGAGAACAUGUUAUUUCUGUCCCUCUCAAUUCUAGGCUAUUUUGCACUAAUAUUCUACAUAAUUUAAAACAGUAACAGAAGCCCUGUGCACCUUGUGGAGGGUGUUUUGGUAAUAUCCCAAUCAAUGUUCAGAGAACUGAAAAUGAAUACAGAAUGUGUGUCAGCCAAUGAAAUAAUGUUAGUUAUUUUUGCCUAUUCAGACAAUAGAUUUAAGUUUAAAUAAAUGCAGGGUUUUUGACUCCUGACUCCGCUUUUUAGAGAUGCUGACGGGUGAGAAAACUCAGUGUUUAAUAAAUGAGUUAUAAUUUGCCACACCAAUCAUGCUUAUCAACUCCUUUGAGAACAUGGACAUGCCCCCGGAUCCAGUUUGGAGCUGAAUGUGGACUUAAGCAAGCUUAAACACAUACACCACUGAAUGGAGAAUCAAUCCCAUGUGCCAUCUGGUCCAGCACACUUUCCCCUCUUGGUCCAAGAGCUGAACCUUGAAGCAAAAAUGAAAUUCCACUUAAUAGCUGCUUGAGGCAGGAUGUUCCUAGAUUUUGUCUCUCCCACCUGGCUGCUCUCCUUUCCCUCUCAAGCAGAUGAUUGGCAACAUUUCUUUAAAGUGCUGCAGGAACCACAUCAUCAGGUACUCCACAUAGAGAACAUGUGUUGAGGGAAAGGUCUGCUAUAGAAAGGUUUUAAGGAGGUUCCGCCAUGGACUUGAUAGAGCUGAAGCGUAAGAACCUGAAGAGUCAGGUUGGAGCGGGGGACUUCAUGGGAAUAAACAAAAAAGUGAGAUUUUCAGUGGUCAGUGGUUAAGAGCAGUGGACUCGUAAUCUGGGGAACCGGGUUCGCGUCCCCGCUCCUCCACAUGCAGCUGCUGGGUGACCUUGGGCCAGUCACACUUCUCUGAAGUCUCUCAGCCUCACUCACCUCACAGAGUGUUUGUUGUGGGGGAGAAAGGGAAAGGAGAAUGUUAGCCACUUUGAGACUCCUUCGGGUAGUGAUAAAGCAGGAUAUCAAAUCCAAACUCUUCUGAGUGCACACAGCCAGGAUUUUGCAGUUCUUGCUUCAACACCUCUUCUGUCAAACUGCCUUUAUAUUUGGAGGGAGUUUGAAAAGUUGUUUGGGGCUAAUGGGAUGGAAAAUUGCAUCAAAGGUGUGCAUGCAUUUUUAUUUUUUUUGAAUGACUGUUGAGGUAGGGUUUGUGCUGGAUCAUGGUCUAUGUGCCCGUCUCCUACUGAGAAUCUACAGGAAACAGGAAGUCCUUUUAUGAUUUACAUAUCAGGGGAAACUGUUUCACUCUUCUAGUGCGUAUCUUGGAGGGAUGGUGUAUCUUUCUAGGGUCUUCCUGUGUGACAAAGUGUACCCACAGUGGACUGAGUGAGAAUUUAGGAGAAAACUUCAGUAUUCCUUCAACUUGCACAGGAUGAAAACCCAGGGAAAGGGUGGGUACAUGGGUGUUGUAAGCAAGUACAAUAUGCAAGGCUAGAAGACUGUGUUUUUAGUUUCAUGGUGCAGAAGUUAAGGUGGGCACGUUUGUUGUCCUGCUCUGUUAUAUUUGUUUUAUUCUUGUUACCCACCAUGGAUUAAAUUAAAUUACAAACAACAAUAGAAAAAUGGCCUAGAAAUAAUUUAAAUACAUUGAAAUGACUGUCUUUCAGAACAAUCAAUGCAUUCCGGCUGGAUUAGAGAACUACUACUCUGAACAAGACUCUAGUGCUAGAGGGAAAUUUUAUACAGUUAUAAACCACUACAACCUGGCCAAACAAACGAUCACGCGAUCCGUAUCUCCGUGGAUGACAGUGCUUUCAGAAGAGAAACUUUCUGAGCAGGAGACUGAAGCAGCUGAGAAAUCGGCUUAACGUGAUUGAUCUUGUUGAUUGGAAGGUAUCAAGGGGGCUUUCAUCGAACGUCUCAUUGUUAUGGAUAAUUUAGAGGUUACUCAUAUUUAUGGUGCAAUUGCUUUGGUUUGCCGAUAACUGCUUUGCAAAAAGGAAAAAUAAGAAAAUAAAAACUUAGACCAUUAAUGGCCAAGUGCAUAUCAGCAUUGCUUUAGAGCUUUAACACCAGUUUCUCUGUUAAUAAUUCCAACUUAGGUACCUUCUUGCAGUUUAGAAUUCCAUUGAGCCAUCCAGGGGUUUGGACACAGGGGAGAAUUGUGCAUUUUACUGUGUGUACUAAUGUUUUGUUUUAAAAUCAGUUUUGCAAUCUGAGUUAUCAUAGCCAUAACUAGAAAUUAUGUGGGUUAGUUAUAAACUGUAUUUAAAAUUGGUUUGCGACUCCAAGAUGAGUACCAAAAAAUAAAGUUGGCCUGUUUUUUCUCACUGUAACAGAUAUGUUAGAAGUAAUUAAGUUCUUUGCAACAAGGCAUGCUUAAUUGUUGUUUUGUUAAAGCUGUGAACAUUUCACUGCAUUUCCACUAUGGCUAGAGAAUCUUGUAUAUGGACUUGCACUGACACAAAACAGACACUAUGGAAAUGUACAUUUUAAUGGUGGAUCAUGAUGUUUAGUGAAUGUGCAAAAAUGUUAGGCGGCAAAAUAUUCUGAUAAGUAGUGGAGCCCUACGGAACAGACAAAAAAAGCCACUGUAGAGGUAGCCCACAAUGUAAUAUGUGCAACACGACAGGAGGAGCAGUUUUCUUAGAACUUUCUCUUUUUGUACAACAUUAAAAGAUUUCCCUUUUUAUAUGUUGCAAAAUGCUUUGCGUUAGCAGCACCGUUUGGGCAUUUUCUAAUCUUUAGACAUUAAGGCUGCAACCCUAAGCAUAUUUACCCGGAAAACAGUUCCACUGGACUCAGUGGGACUUUCAUGUAAACAUUUUAGAACUGGGUGUGAGGGAGAAAAUGCAUUAAAUGCAUAAAAAGAGCCCUAUUCCCAUUGCAUUUCUGAAAUGGCAUGUGGGGAAAGGGAGAAUAGGAGACAGGCUGCCUUCUUGAGAUAAACUUGGAUGGGGUGGGUGAUGGGUGGGGGGAGUAGUAGACAAGCCUAGAAUUGUAGGUGCACGUUUAUUGUGUUGGCAAGUUUCUAAACUAUUACAUGUUUAUUAUUUAUAAACCUUUCAACGUACAUUACAUAAAUAUUUUCAUUAACUUUAUCACUGGAAAAAGCGGCUUAAACAUUGGGUGGUCAACCUGUAGCACGCCUGGAAUAAACCACGGAAAUGUUGCGUGGCAGGCUGUGGCUCAGAGAUUGGCUUUGCCUCUUGCCAUGUGUCCAGUGCUGUGCUUUUGUGCUAGCAUGCACUGCAGAGGCGCCAGAGCAAUGCUUUAUAAGUAGUGGCACUUGACAGGAUGUCCAAUGGUACAAGUACCCCUGGUUGAAAAGCACUGCACCAGAAUUAUACUCUCUCAAACCUGGGCCUUGACUUGCGUACAGUUGACCGAAGGGUUGGUCAUCACUGGAUCAAAGCACUCAGCUGCUAUUUUUGUUCAUGCUCUGAAUGUGCUACUUCCCAGUGGACAUGUCAAAAGUUUCAUUAUUUUUGUAGACACAUGCUUUCCAAAAACACAUAUGUAGUAGAACAAACAUGGUUGGUUCCACUUCUGGUUACAUUUUCUCCCGAUACAUUUCAGCAUCACGAGCCCGCUUAGCAAAAGCCAGUUGUUUUUUUCAUUAAGAACUUUUCAUACUGGACAUAGUUUCAUGUUGUAAAAGAACUUUUAGUAUGUCAUCAUUGCUGUGUGGAAUGCAUAAAAGCAAUAAAUUAUGUGCCAAAUCUUUCUUUUGCAUUUUGAAAAAAAAGUUCGGUCCCAUAUAAACAUAUUAAACUAUACCAUGUUUGUAUUUCCUAGUAGUCAGGUACUUUAUUGAAUGUAAAUUCACAUGUAACUUUUGACAUUUUCACUCUGUGUAAAAUAAAGAAAAAGGAGGAUAACCAAGUCUCAAGCUCAGUAUGUUGACAUAGACAUAUGUAUUAUUGCAUUUAAAAUCAAUCAGAAAUGAAGGAUUCCAAUCACUGUACUUAUGGCAACAUUCACCUCAAGUUUUCCUAUGAUGAUUAUUCUACAUGUCUACGAUUGAAGAAUUUGGAUUACUUUGUUUUCUAUAGUGGUACAUUUAUGAAAAAAGAAAGAAAUGGAAAGCAGUUUUGUUGUAAAUUGAAAUGCCAACUGUGAAGAAUCACAUGCUAAACAGUCAAACCUUUCCUUUUCAAUGCAAUCUGGAAUUUAUUUUGCCUUUCUGGAAUAAGGUUCAUUUAGGCCAUCAGUUUGAUUUUUUUCAACCUGUCAUGUAUGAACUUUGUUGACAGAUGAGACUCUAGGACUUGCUGUGAACUUCAGUUGCUUGGUCACUGAGCAGCACUGCAAAACUCCCACCAGCAAUCCAUGUGUGCAAAAAUAUUUAGAAAGAGACCAUUGUAAUAAAAUAUUGGGUAAAUAGCUAAAAAGCUAUGUUCGUUGAUGCACCACAACAGUUCCCUGUGUGAACUUACACUAAACCUAACUUCCAGUUGUACCAGUACGUCCUGUAGCAGAAGGUGUAGAAAUGCACAUGUCUGGUCAAGGUAUUUCGACCAUGAUGAUGCAUGAAAUACAAGACGUGUUGCUUUGUAAAGAAAACAUCUUCAGCCAGUGUCCGUCCCAGGUGGCUUCAGCAGAUUUUGGUCAGGGCUAUAUGAAUAAUGAAUGGGCCAGGGUUAGCUACCAUACCAGUCC